Indicator indicator is the source of this 3553-nucleotide messenger RNA. It is a transcript of the gene TOLLIP, whose product is annotated as toll interacting protein. Bases 1 to 825 code for a protein of 274 amino acids. Gene Ontology annotation, cellular component: cytoplasm. Gene Ontology annotation, biological process: ubiquitin-dependent protein catabolic process. Gene Ontology annotation, molecular function: ubiquitin binding; ubiquitin conjugating enzyme binding. The transcript has 6 exons. The record is from RefSeq and is a predicted model, not a curated record. NCBI's taxonomy places the organism in Eukaryota, Metazoa, Chordata, Aves, Piciformes, Indicatoridae.
AUGGCGACCACCGUCACCACGCAGCGCGGCCCGGUAUAUGUUGGUGAGCUUCCUCAAGACUUUCUCCGUAUUACCCCAACACAGCAGCAGCAGCAGAUCCAGCUGGAUGCCCAAGCAGCUCAGCAGCUUCAGUAUGGAGGCCCAAUGGGUACUGUAGGCAGGCUCAGCAUUACAGUAGUACAGGCAAAACUGGCAAAGAACUAUGGAAUGACCCGCAUGGAUCCCUACUGUCGGAUACGGCUGGGCUAUGCUGUGUAUGAAACUCCAACAGCACACAAUGGAGCCAAGAACCCUCGCUGGAACAAAGUCAUUCAGUGCACGGUUCCCCCAGGCGUGGACUCUUUCUAUCUAGAGAUAUUUGAUGAGAGGGCCUUUUCAAUGGAUGACCGCAUCGCCUGGACACACAUUACGAUUCCUGAGUCUCUGAAACAAGGCAAUGUGGAGGAUGAGUGGUACAGCCUGAGUGGGAGGCAGGGUGAUGACAAGGAAGGAAUGAUUAAUCUGGUGAUGUCCUACACGUCUUUGCCAGCUGCCAUGAUGAUGCAGCCCCAGCCAGUGGUCCUGAUGCCCACCGUAUAUCAGCAAGGAGUUGGAUAUGUGCCUAUAGCAGGGAUGCCUGCAGUCUGUAACCCCGGCAUGGUACCAGUGGCAAUGCCACCUCCAGCUGUCAACCCUCAGCAUCUGUAUAACGAAGAGGACCUGAAAUCUAUCCAGGACAUGUUUCCCAACAUGGACAGAGAAGUAAUCCGCUCAGUGCUAGAAGCUCAGAGGGGGAACAAGGAUGCAGCUAUCAACUCCUUGCUUCAGAUGGCUGAAGAAUCAUAGAUCCCCACCUCCUGCAUAGUCCCCAUCCUUGAUGCCACUUACUUUUACUUGCCAAGCCAGGGAUUUAGCUAGAGGAAGAAUUUCCCAACAGCUUUCUGUUAGCACAUCCUGUAUGUGAAAGAUUAAACCUUUUCUCCUUGGACAUUUGGAUCUUUCUCACUUCCUUUCUCAGUCUGUACAUACUCAGUUCAGCUUAUGUCCUGCAAUACAGCAUUGAAGCAUCUUUACUAUCAGCUCUGCCUUGUGUGGCUGUGUUCUGAUGGGGUGGGGAGUUAAUGCUGCUUUGUUUUGUUUCUCUCCCUUUCUUCAUAAACUUAAUUUUUACAAAGUAACUCUAUGCAGUGCAGGGUUUACUACUGUUAGGUUGAAAACAAAACUCUGUUUUUUUUUUUGCAUGGAGGGUUUGCUCUUUAACCUUAAGAGAAUUGUUUCAGUAUUUAGGUUUCAUCAAGCAGCCUACUUGUGCUAGAAAUUAAAAGCAAGAUCCUUCCCUUGUCCUGUGGUGUUUAGUUAUUGCUGUGAUCUAUUCACCUGUUUCUGAAUUGAAGAGUUUUCACUCAGUAAGCUCAAUUUCUGAGGUUGUGCUGUUGAUAUUUGUAAUGAGCAUCUUCUCUUCAAUCUAGUCAUCAGGCACCAAAGCAAUAUCUUGUACCUGCUGUGCAUCUGGGGCUUUGUUCCCCCCACACAAUAUUGUUCUGGAUCUGUAACACCUUCACCAGGUAACUUUGAACUCCUGCAGCAUGCGUUGCUGUAGCAGAGAACUACAGGACUGGGCCCCAGUGUACUCCCACAGUUAAUUGUGCUCUGAUGACUACUUCUGCAUUCCUGUGGCUCUGGCAGAGGGUAAGUGCAGAAGGAAAGAGGCUUUUAUACCUGAAAAAUUACUUAAGCUGUAAAGAAUUCUUUCAGGAAGCUGUAAAGAAUUCUUUCAGGUGUUGUCUUACAUUAAAAAAGCAGGAACCUAAGAUCUGGUUAUAAGGCUUCUUUCUUUACACCUAUAUUUCAGCAAAGUUAUAAUUUUCUAAUAGUGAAAAUCUUUUUGUCCUGUAAUCUGAAAUAAGAAGCAUACAAAAUAGCUUCAGAACCAUUGACUGACAUGAUGAGUUGCUCAGUGAAUUUAGACUACAGUUGCUGUAGUCAGUUUCUGAUUAUUUGAUGCAGUGGAAAUAAACGGUGAGAGAAAAUUUAACAUAUCUGAGUUCCAGUCUGACCUCAGAGGGAGUUGGAGGUUGCUUGUAUUUAUUGUUAGUGUUAUUUUUGGUUUUUUUCAGCUAACAAUUCAUUUUGGACCUGCAGAAUCCUUAACAGUGUGCCCCAGUACCAGCUGUUGGCUAAAUGGCAGCAGUGUCUGGGUUUUGUAGAUGGUGAAGUAAUGCACUUUAAAUAAUAUGCACCAGUUUGUUUUGUUUUUUUUUCCAGUGAUGUGCAAUGUUGCUGUUUUAUCUUUGUAAAUGUUUGAUUUCAGAUACAAUUUCUACAAUAGCCAUAGACCUUUAUAUUUUCAAGAGUUGGAAUGAAUGUACAGUUGAAAUCUAGGCUCUUGAGUGAUCCAUGAGAACAUUAAAGCCAGGUUUGGAACAGGGAAAAGGGAGACCUGUAUUCUUCUCUUCCCCACACCUUGUUUCAUGUCCCACACUCAAAAUAUUGUCUUUGUUAUUUGCUGAAAAGCUGAUUUUAAGUUGGUUUUUGGUUUUUUCUUUUUUUUCCAUUUCUCCUGUAUUCAAGAAGCCUUUAGGUAGCACUGACAGUAGAACAGGAAUAUUUAUUUUUUUAUGAUUGAAAGCGAUACUGAAACUUUAAAGAAAAAUACAGCACCAAAAAAAUCAUCCCAGUUUCUCACCUUUCAAAGCUGUCUGUUUGUGAUGUACCAUUUUCAGUUUUGUUAGCAAUCCCAUCUUGAAAUUCUCUGUCUUCAUAGAUCCUCCAAUUGGCUUUUCAAUGAUGAGAUCCAAGGCUGUAGUUGGUAUGCUUCAGCUGCAGAGCCACCACACUUCCAUUUUCUGAAGAAAAAAUGGGUGUUCUUCAGGAAACUAGUCUGGCCCUUUCCCUGCAGUCAUGGGAGAUGUUGUAAGGAGUGGGAGUAGAGGCGUUUGGUCUUUAUGGCACUGUGAUCCAUGCUAGUGUCACCCAAAAGGGUAAACCUUGGCAAGGAUUUGAUGCUUCAUCUCCAGGAAGAGUUCCUUGCUCUAAGUUGGAUGCAGUGGUGAGUUGCUAGGGAUGGAACAAUUCAGGGAAAAAUGGAUAUUCCAAUUUUUAUAUUAAAAGGUUGGGAUCCAUACUGCAGCUUUUUAUAAAAGCAAGUGGGCAUGGUUCAAGUGAAUGGCUGGUAAAUUGGACUGCAUCCUUUGACAGCUCAGUUUCAAGCACAGAACAAACCUCUUCCAGCCCUAACCAGCAGGAAGGAGAAGUGUUGAGUGUAGUCAUACAUGAGGGAGGCUCCUGCUCUUAGAAUUGUUUUGUUUGGUGUGUUCUAGCCAAGCAGGGUAGGUGUGUGAGUUUGAAGGAUGGGGAUAUGUAGGAGCAGUGUGGCCAGGAGAUGGAUUUCAGCAUCUUACACUAAAUAUUGCUCUGGGAAUUUAGUGUUGAUUUAAUUAAGUGUUCUAGCUGAACUCCUUUGUCAAGGUGUGCUACUUUAUCUUGUCAGCCACCACUGAUCAUAAGCCUACCCAGCUUUUCAGCACACAUAUCUUCUCAGUUCUCUGGCAGGUUGGAAUUGGGGGGGGAGAGA